AUGUCUUCUAUUCAAGAAUCCACUUCUAAAGUUAUUGCUCGUACAAAAACAGAUUGGAAUAUUCCCGCCUCGAUUGUAUCCCGGCGUACAAUAAAUCCUAUUCGAGAUGUAGUUUUUAAAAUGAAAGUUACUCCUAAUCCUGAAAAAGAGGAAAUUUCAUUGGCAUUGGGUGAUCCCACGCUUUAUGGCAAUCUUAAUGUGGCCGAGAAUUGUAUUGAUGCAGUGAUAACACAAUUGAAAUCACAUAAAGCAAAUGGAUAUUUACCAGCAGUUGGAGCUGAGAGUGCGAGAAUUGCUCUUGCAAAAAAGUUUUCAACAAAGGAAGCACCUUUAACCCCAAGGGAUAUCGUUGUAGCAAGCGGAGCUUCGGAUGCGUUAGGUCUUGCAAUUGGUGCGUUAUGCAAUGAAGGACAAAAUAUCCUUCUUCCAAGACCCGGGUUUUCACUGUAUCAAACUAUUUCAGAAUCAAAAGGAAUUGAAUGUCGUUAUUAUAAUUUAUUGCCUGAUCGUAAUUGGGAAAUUGAUUUAGAUCAUUUAGCGUCUUUAAUUGAUGAUAAUACAGCUUGUUUACUUAUAAACAACCCGUCCAAUCCAUGUGGAUCAAAUUUUACUCGUCAACAUUUAGAAUGUAUAUUAACGUUAUGUGAAAUUUAUAAACUUCCAGUAAUAAGUGACGAAAUUUAUGAAGAUAUGGUAUUUGGAGAUAAUAUUUUUUAUCCCUUAGCAAAUUUAUCCGAGACAGUUCCGAUCUUAAAAAUUAGUGGAUUAGCAAAAAGAUAUUUGGUUCCAGGGUGGAGAGUUGGAUGGAUUUUUAUACAUGAUCGUAAUAAUUUAUUAAAUGAAAUACGUGAUGGUUUAGCUUCUUUAUCAAAUUUGAUUCUUGGAGCUAAUUCUUUAAUUCAAAGCGCUAUACCUGAUAUUAUAAUGAACACUCCCCAAUCAUUUUAUGAUGCGACCAAUAGAUUUUUAGAAGAAAAUGCAAAAUUAAGUGCCAGUUUCUUGAAGAAAAUAUCUGGUUUACACGUUAUUUCACCCCAAGGUGCUAUGUACAUGAUGAUUGGAAUUAAUGUGGGAGAGUUUAAAGAUAUAAAAAAUGAUGUGGAAUUCAGUGAAAAAUUGGUACAAGAAGAGUCCGUUUUAUGUUUACCAGGAAAGAGUUUUCACUAUCCUAAUUAUGUUCGAAUUGUAAUUACAGCUCCUGUUGAGAAAUUAAAAGAAGCUUAUCAACGAAUUAAUGAAUUUUGUGUCAGGCAUCAUGUUUAA
Molecule: messenger RNA, 1263 nt
Organism: Funneliformis caledonium
Lineage: Eukaryota; Fungi; Glomeromycota; Glomeromycetes; Glomerales; Glomeraceae
Source: the annotation of a GenBank genome assembly